CACUCGUGUCAUCCUAUUUUCUUGAACUGGAGUGUCGAGUUUCCUAGUUUGAGCACCAGAAUUACCCACAAGGACUCGAGUAACUAGUAGUUUAUGGGGGGGAAAAAUAAGAAGGUCAAGGGAAGCCAAAGUCAAGGAGGAGGCGGAUCAGAAGGAGGUCCUCAUCCUGCAGACCGGCCGCUGAAACCUCACAUUUUCCCCUCAUAAACCCUCACUUGAAACACUCAUUUACUCCCAUUCUUCCUCCCACCGAACCGAACCGACGAUGACAAAUCCCAGGGUCCUUAUACCCCUCAUGAUAUUAAUCCUAGCCCUUGAUUUAGGCAGUGGGACGAGGCUGGGAGGGCGACGUCGACGAGGAGGGGCCCUGCUGUCGCCCCCUCGACGUCCUGAGGGCACCGAGCUCCCCGAGGACCAGUGGUUCCUGCAGAAGCUGGACCACUUCCACCCCACCGACGGCAGGACAUGGAAGCAGAGAUACUUCACCAACGCGUCCUUCUACAGGCCAGGUGGUCCUGUCUUCCUCAUGAUAGGGGGUGAGGGACCGGCCAAUCCAGUAUGGCUUGUCGAGGGAAGCUGGAUUGAGUAUGCGAAACGGCUGAACGCUUAUCUCUUUCAGCUGGAGCACCGUUUCUAUGGCAAGAGUCACCCAACCGAGGAUGCAUCGGUGGAGAAUCUUUCCUACCUCAGCAGUGAGCAGGCCCUGGCUGAUCUAGCGACAUUCACAGUUGCAAUGCAAGAGGAGCAUGGUCUGAAGGAGAACAAGUGGAUUGCCUUUGGUGGUUCAUACCCUGGGUCGCUUGCUGCAUGGUAUCGGUUGAAGUACCCACAUCUCGUCCAUGGGUCAGUUGCCACAAGCGCUCCUGUGGUUGCACAGAUUAAUUUCAAAGAAUACCUUGAGGUUGUACGAGAUGCCCUUGCCACCGUGAGCGAGAAAUGCGACGAGGCCGUGAAGGAAGCAACGCGCCAGCUGAACAUGCUCAUGCUGCAUAGGGUUGGUUGGCAGAGCAUAACAAAACGGUUCAAGCUGUGCUCACCGCUGGAUGGGCAGAACAAGAAAGACGUCACCAACUUGUUUUCACUUCUGACCGCGAACCUUGAAGAUGUUGUGCAGUAUAACAAGGAUAACAGGGACUUCGAGGGUGUGAAGGGGACCAAUAUAACCAUCGACACUUUAUGUGGCAUUAUGUUGGAUGAAUCGCGGGGUCCGGCAAUCACAAGAUAUGCAGCCAUUAACUCCCUGGCUCUUGAAGUGAAUGAAGAGGAGUGCUUGGACCACACAUAUGAGACGAUGAUAAAGGAACUAAGAGCUACGAAUUGGGAAAACAACACAGAUAUUGGAGGACGGUCAUGGAUCUAUCAGACUUGCACGGAAUUUGGAUUUUACCAGAGCUCUGACUCUUUAAAUCAGCCCUUUGGUAAUGAAUUUCCUGUCAAUUUCUUCAUCCAGCAGUGCCAGGAUAUUUAUGGGGAAAAGUUCAACCUUGAGCUCCUGAAAGAGGGUGUGAAACGCACGAACACGUUGUAUGGAGGGAAAGACCUUAAAGUGACGAGGGUAGUCUUUCCCAAUGGAUCGAUUGACCCGUGGCAUGCCCUAGGGAUAACAGAUAACCUCAGUCCAGAAGCUACUGCAAUUUUCAUAAAUGGAACUGCCCAUUGUGCAAAUAUGUAUCCAGAAGCCGCAGAUGAUCCACCACAGCUACUGCAUGCCAGAGAGCAAGUUUUCAACCACAUUCAAAAAUGGUUGCAAGAGUAAUUAAAUCAAGUGAUUUUACAACUGCUUCCUAAAUGAGUAGCAUUUUGUGAUUUUAUACUGGAUUCUGUAUAGAAAAUUUAUUAUUAUUGAAAUAUAUCAAGGAACAAGCAAGUGAUGUAGCAAUAGUAAUAGUACAUCGGAGUUAAUACUCUUAACCAUGUAAGGUACUUGUUUUUAUAUUGUGAUAUUUUCCAUUUGAUUCCUCAGAUGGAAAAAGACUCCUUUUGUAGUUUACAGGAAGUACCCAUUAUAUUCUGUUGUUAAAAAGGCAUUGUGGUUCUUUUACAGUAUUUAACAUACCAAGAUGUUCUCUUUGUAUGUACAUCAAACCUGUGAGAAAAAGUCAGUUUGUAAUUGGGGUUAUUGAUUUUGAAUAACCCCAGUUUGCACUCUUUGUAAAGUAAAUUGUAUUUAGCUGAACCCUGACUUGUAACA
Messenger RNA from Penaeus monodon (black tiger shrimp), 2191 nucleotides. Its product is annotated as putative serine protease F56F10.1. Gene Ontology annotation, molecular function: serine-type exopeptidase activity; dipeptidyl-peptidase activity. The record is from RefSeq and is a predicted model, not a curated record. Gene Ontology annotation, biological process: proteolysis. The transcript has 9 exons. The coding region runs from base 266 to 1756 and encodes 496 amino acids. Lineage: Eukaryota; Metazoa; Arthropoda; Malacostraca; Decapoda; Penaeidae.